AUGGCUUUCACCGUGCGCAGCCCGCCCUACACGUAUUUCCAUCUCUCUCUGCAGUCGCUGGCUCCGCAAGCUCAAGGUCAAGGUCAAGCUCAGCAGGCUCUGGACGAAGUGGCAGCACGCUCAUACCUCUUCGCCGCGCUGCAGCAGUAUCUGGGGCUCAUCGGCACCGCGGUGUCGAUUGAUGUUUUGGACGUCCAAGGCCGGCACGUGUGGAUCAGAGUGCCGAGAGACGAAGAGAUUGCGGUGACGGCGGCGUUGAGUCAAUGGGUCGGCGCCAGGGGCGUGAGUCUUCGCAUCGAGGCCAGAGGCAGCUGGUUGGGCGGAGUGCUUGCCAGGAAAGCCGACACGGACGCCAAGUUGUGGACGAUGCAGGCCUGA
This is a messenger RNA of Capronia epimyces CBS 606.96, 378 nucleotides long. RefSeq lists its product as uncharacterized. Gene Ontology annotation, cellular component: ribonuclease MRP complex; nucleolar ribonuclease P complex. The transcript has a single exon. Lineage: Eukaryota; Fungi; Ascomycota; Eurotiomycetes; Chaetothyriales; Herpotrichiellaceae. The coding region runs from base 1 to 378 and encodes 125 amino acids. Gene Ontology annotation, molecular function: ribonuclease MRP activity. The record is from RefSeq and is a predicted model, not a curated record. Gene Ontology annotation, biological process: nuclear-transcribed mRNA catabolic process, RNase MRP-dependent; tRNA processing; intronic box C/D snoRNA processing.